Choloepus didactylus (southern two-toed sloth) is the source of this 12244-nucleotide messenger RNA. It is a transcript of the gene FRY, whose product is annotated as FRY microtubule binding protein. Bases 1018 to 10074 code for a protein of 3018 amino acids. Gene Ontology annotation, biological process: cell morphogenesis; neuron projection development. Gene Ontology annotation, cellular component: site of polarized growth; cell cortex. The transcript has 63 exons. NCBI's taxonomy places the organism in Eukaryota, Metazoa, Chordata, Mammalia, Pilosa, Megalonychidae. The record is from RefSeq and is a predicted model, not a curated record.
GGAACCUGAUAUCAAGAAUCCAUGAAGUAAAAAGCCAUGGUACAUGGUAAUGCCUGUGCUUCUUAUCCUUCUAAGAGAAAUAAAAUAAGCCCCGUCGGCCUGGGCGACUAUCAGAAAGGAGCGGUUUGAGAACCAGAUCCAACGUGGAGUCUGGGGCAUCCUGUGGACAAGCCCACCAAGCCGUGCGCGCCGUCCUCUAAGGACGCAUCUGGUGCCUCCCCAAAUGACUGCGAUCCCCGGGAGGGAGAAGCCCAGAGGGCAGGUUCUCUCGUGCCCUUGACCGAGGGGGAAGCAGCAGCCCCCGCGCCCGUCUCACUGUGGCCGCGCUUUGCUACUGCAACCAGGGGCCCUGCAAACGUCACCGCCGCCACCUCCAGGGGCGCAGCCCGCUCGCCGCAGCGCGGGGCGGUGGGUCCGGCUCCCCAGGCGGACGCCAGGGGCGCAGCGGCCAGGGCGCACGGAGGAUGCUCACGGGGCGCGUGGCUGAACCGCGGGGACCCCGGGCGCCCUGAGAGUCCUCCCCCGGCAGAGCGAGGGGCUGCGCGGUGCCUCGGGGUGAGCCGGCGGGCAGAGAGGGGGCGGCGCUGCAGCGGCCCCGAGGCCCCGAGGACCCCCGGCCGCGCGCCCCCUGCAGCCGGCGCCCAGGUGGGGCCUUCCGGAGAGCGGCACCUGGCGGCAGCGGGGCCCGCGGGAGGCCGGCGGCGGGCGGCGCUGGGGAUGGCAGCCCAGAAAUGAAAGCCGCGGCGGCCGCCGCCUCCGAGCACUGCGGGGAGAGCGGCCCCCAGCAAAUGGGAAGGCAGCCCUGGGCCCGGAGGAGGAGGAGCGGCCGAGCAUCUCUCCCGCCCGCCGGCGCCUUUUGAGUGAGGAUCGCUGCCAGGGCGGCGGCGGACCUGCAGCCCCUUCCUCUCCGCCCCCGACCUCGGGCCGGCCUCGCCCACCGGUGACAGCCGCCGCGCCGCUCGCCGACCUGCUCCCCGGCCGCCGCCAGCCCGGGGCGCCUCUUUGUGCGCCGCAGACAUGGCCAGCCAGCAGGAUUCCGGCUUCUUUGAAAUCAGCAUCAAAUAUCUACUGAAAUCCUGGAGUAAUACUUCUCCAGUUGGCAACGGUUAUAUCAAGCCCCCUGUCCCACCUGCUUCUGGCACACAGAGGGAGAAAGGGCCACCAACAAUGUUGCCCAUCAGUGUGGACCCAGACAGCAAACCGGGAGAGUACGUCCUCAAGAGCUUAUUUGUCAACUUCACCACGCAGGCCGAACGCAAGAUCCACAUCAUUAUGGCGGAGCCCCUGGAAAAGCCAUUGACAAAAUCUCUGCAACGUGGAGAAGACCCUCAGUUUGAUCAAGUCAUCAAUUCUAUGAGUUCCCUUUCUGAGUACUGCCUGCCGUCCAUUCUCCGCACACUGUUUGACUGGUACAAAAGGCAAAAUGGCAUUGAGGAUGAAUCACAUGAAUACAGACCAAGAACAAGCAAUAAAUCAAAAAGUGAUGAACAGCAGCGAGAUUAUUUAAUGGAAAGACGGGACCUCGCCAUUGAUUUUAUUUUCUCUUUAGUAUUAAUAGAAGUUUUGAAACAGAUUCCACUUCAUCCUGUUAUAGACAGUUUAAUCCAUGAUGUUAUUAAUUUGGCUUUCAAGCACUUUAAAUACAAAGAAGGGUACCUGGGUCCCAACACGGGCAACAUGCACAUCGUGGCCGACCUGUACGCAGAAGUCAUCGGAGUGCUGGCACAGGCGAAAUUCCCUGCUGUAAAGAAGAAAUUUAUGGCAGAGCUGAAGGAAUUACGGCAUAAGGAGCAGAGUCCGUAUGUGGUUCAGAGCAUCAUCAGCUUGAUAAUGGGGAUGAAAUUCUUUCGAAUUAAGAUGUACCCAGUGGAGGACUUUGAAGCUUCUCUCCAAUUUAUGCAGGAAUGUGCACAUUAUUUCCUCGAGGUCAAAGACAAAGAUAUUAAGCACGCCUUGGCUGGGCUUUUUGUUGAAAUUCUUGUCCCAGUUGCUGCCGCUGUUAAAAAUGAAGUGAAUGUUCCCUGCCUUAGAAACUUUGUCGAAAGCCUCUAUGACACCACGCUGGAACUUUCUUCUCGAAAGAAGCAUUCCCUGGCCCUGUACCCGCUGGUGACCUGUCUGCUCUGUGUCAGUCAGAAGCAGCUGUUUCUGAACAGGUGGCACAUUUUCCUCAACAACUGCUUAUCCAACCUCAAAAAUAAAGACCCCAAGAUGGCCCGAGUUGCACUGGAAUCUCUGUACAGAUUACUUUGGGUGUAUAUGAUUCGAAUUAAAUGUGAAAGCAACACGGCGACUCAGAGCCGACUUAUAACCAUCAUCACAACACUUUUCCCCAAAGGGUCCCGCGGUGUGGUGCCAAGGGAUAUGCCCCUGAACAUCUUUGUGAAAAUCAUCCAGUUCAUUGCCCAGGAACGUUUAGAUUUUGCGAUGAAAGAAAUCAUUUUUGAUUUUCUUUGUGUGGGGAAACCAGCAAAAGCUUUCAGCCUCAACCCAGAGAGAAUGAACAUUGGUCUCCGGGCCUUCUUGGUGAUCGCCGACAGCUUGCAGCAGAGGGACGGCGAGCCCCCCAUGCCCGUCACAGGAGCUGUGCUCCCUUCAGGAAACACCCUGAGAGUCAAGAAAACAUAUUUGAGCAAAACUCUAACUGAAGAGGAAGCCAAAAUGAUAGGUAUGUCAUUAUAUUACUCUCAAGUACGAAAAGCUGUGGACAACAUUUUAAGACACCUUGAUAAAGAAGUAGGAAGGUGCAUGAUGCUGACCAAUGUCCAGAUGUUAAACAAAGAACCGGAAGACAUGAUCACGGGUGAGAGAAAGCCAAAAAUAGAUCUUUUCAGGACCUGUGUGGCUGCGAUUCCUCGGCUGCUCCCCGAUGGGAUGUCAAAACUUGAGCUUAUUGACUUGCUGGCUAGGCUUUCCAUUCAUAUGGAUGAUGAACUGCGACACAUUGCACAAAAUUCUCUUCAGGGUCUGCUGGUCGACUUCUCAGACUGGAGAGAAGACGUGCUGUUUGGCUUCACCAACUUCCUGCUCCGGGAAGUGAAUGACAUGCACCACGCACUGCUGGAUUCGUCCCUGAGGCUGCUGCUGCAGCUGCUCGCCCAGUGGAAACUGGCCACACAGACUCCGGGAAGAGUCUGCGAGCGAGGCAGCAGACCCAGGGACUCCGAGCUCAUUGCGAACGGAUCCAGCCACAGAGGUCAGUCGGAACGUGGCCCUCACUGCAGCGUGCUCCACGCCGUGGAAGGCUUUGCCCUCGUCCUGCUCUGCAGUUUUCAGGUUGCCACACGCAAACUGUCAGUUUUAAUCCUCAAGGAAAUCCGAGCGUUGUUUAUGGCCCUGGGUCAGCCUGAGGACGAUGACAGGCCUAUGAUUGAUGUCAUGGAUCAGCUGAGUUCCGCCAUCCUCGAAAGCUUUAUCCACGUUGCAGUUUCAGAUUCAGCGACGUUACCGCUGACACACAACGUGGACCUGCAGUGGCUGGUGGAGUGGAACGCAGUCCUGGUCAACAGCCACUAUGACGUGAAGAGCCCAUCCCACGUGUGGAUAUUCGCCCAGUCCGUCAAAGACCCCUGGGUCCUCUGUCUCUUCAGUUUCCUGCGGCAGGAGAACUUGCCCAAACUCUGCCCCACGGCCCUCGGCUACGCCUGGCCCUAUGCCUUCACUCGGCUACAGUCGGUCAUGCCCCUAGUGGAUCCAAAUAGCCCGAUCAAUGCCAAGAAAACCAGCACUGCCAGCAGCGGAGACAACUAUGUCACCUUGUGGAGAAAUUACCUUAUUCUUUGUUUUGGAGUCGCAAAGCCCAAUAUCAUGAGCCCAGGACACUUACGCGCAUCCACGCCGGAAAUAAUGGCAACCACGCCUGACGGUACAGUGAGCUACGAUAACAAGGCGAUCGGCACCCCGUCCGUGGGAGUUCUGCUAAAGCAGUUGGUGCCUUUGAUGAGACUAGAGAGCAUCGAGAUCACAGAGUCCUUGGUUUUAGGAUUUGGCAGAACAAAUUCUCUUGUUUUCAGAGAAUUGGUAGAAGAACUUCAUCCUUUGAUGAAAGAAGCCCUAGAACGGAGACCAGAGAACAAGAAACGCCGAGAACGGCGAGAUUUGUUAAGGCUGCAACUACUAAGAAUUUUUGAACUUCUGGCUGAUGCUGGUGUAAUAAGUGACAGCACAAACGGGGCCUUGGAGCGGGACACUUUAGCCCUCGGAGCUCUGUUCCUAGAAUACGUGGACUUGACCCGCAUGCUCCUAGAAGCCGAAAAUGAUAAAGAAGUCGAAAUUCUUAAAGACAUCCGGGCACAUUUCAGCGCGAUGGUUGCCAACUUGAUCCAGUGUGUUCCAGUCCACCACAGAAGGUUCCUGUUUCCCCAGCAGAGCCUGAGGCACCACCUUUUCAUCCUGUGCAGCCAGUGGGCAGGGCCCUUCAGCAUCAUGUUCACCCCCCUGGACCGCUACAGCGACCGCAACCACCAGAUCACGAGGUACCAGUACUGCGCACUAAAGGCAAUGUCGGCAGUAUUGUGCUGUGGCCCCGUCUUCGACAACGUCGGCCUUUCCCCAGAUGGCUACCUCUACAAGUGGCUCGACAACAUUCUGGCCUGCCAAGAUUUACGGGUUCAUCAGCUUGGCUGUGAAGUUGUCGUCUUGCUCCUGGAACUUAAUCCUGACCAGAUAAAUCUGUUUAAUUGGGCGAUUGACCGAUGUUACACAGGUUCCUACCAGCUUGCAUCUGGCUGUUUCAAAGCCAUCGCAACCGUGUGUGGAAGCAGGAACUAUCCUUUCGACAUAGUGACAUUGUUAAACCUCGUUCUGUUCAAGGCCUCGGACACCAACAGAGAGAUUUAUGAAAUUUCUAUGCAGCUCAUGCAGAUCCUCGAAGCAAAACUUUUUGUGUACUCGAAGAAGGUUGCCGAACAGAGACCUGGCAGCAUCCUGUAUGGAACGCACGGGCCGUUGCCCCCCCUCUACAGUGUGUCGCUGGCACUCCUGUCGUGUGAACUGGCCAGGAUGUACCCCGAGCUCACCCUUCCUCUCUUCUCAGAGGUGAGCCAGCGGUUCCCCACGACGCACCCCAACGGCCGCCAGGUCAUGCUCACCUACCUGCUGCCCUGGCUGCACAACAUCGAGCUGGUGGACAGCCGGCUCCUCCUCCCGGGCUCCAGCCCCAGCAGCCCCGAGGACGAGGCCAAGGACCGGGAGGGAGCGAGCGCCUGCCCCGGGCUGAAGGGGACCGGCUGGGGCUCUCCGGAGGCGACGUCACUGGUGCUGAACAACCUCAUGUACGUGACGGCCAAGUAUGGAGAUGAAGUGCCUGGGCCCGAAAUGGAAAAUGCUUGGAAUGCUCUGGCCAACAACGAGAAGUGGAGCAACAACCUGCGCGUGAUCCUGCAGUUCCUCAUCAGCCUGUGCGGGGUCAGCAGCGACACGGCCCUGUUGCCCUACAUUAAAAAGGUGGCGAUAUACUUGUGCCGUAACAACACCAUUCAGACCAUGGAGGAGCUCCUCUUCGAGCUCCAGCAGACAGAGCCAGUGAACCCCAUCGUCCAGCACUGCGACAACCCCCCCUUCUACCGCUUCACGGCCAGCAGCAAGGCCUCCGCUGCGGCCUCCGGGACCACCUCUAGCAGCGAAACCGUGGUUGCUGGGCAGGAGAGUUUCCCCGACGCCGAAGAGAGCAAGAUACUGAAAGAAUCUGAUGAGAGGUUUAGUAAUGUCAUCCGUGCCCACACUCGCCUGGAGUCAAGAUACAGCAACAGCUCUGGAGGGUCCUAUGAUGAGGAUAAAAAUGAUCUGGUGACUCCCUACAUGAGCUGGCUGCUGAACAUCACAGAGGCCAAGCAGCCACAGCCUCUGCCGAUGCCGGGUACCGGAGGCUGCUGGGCCCCCCUGGUCGACUACCUCCCCGAAACCAUCACUCCCCGGGGGCCCCUCCACAGGUGCAAUAUUGCUGUAAUUUUCAUGACUGAGAUGGUGGUGGAUCACAGUGUACGAGAAGACUGGGCCCUUCAUCUACCAUUAUUACUUCAUGCUGUCUUCUUAGGUUUGGACCAUUACCGGCCUGAAGUCUUUGAACACAGCAAAAAAUUGCUCCUUCACCUCCUGAUUGCCCUGUCUUGCAACAGCGACUUCCACGCCAUUGCUUCCGUGCUCCUGCAGACCCGGGAGAUGAGUGAAGCUAAGACGCUGACCGUGCAGCCCGCUUAUCAACCCGAGUAUCUCUACACAGGUGGCUUUGACUUCCUGCGGGAGGACCAGUGCUCCCCAGCGCCGGACUCGGGGCUGAGCUCCAGUUCCACCUCCUCCAGCAUCAGUCUGGGGGGCAGCAGUGGGAAUCUCCCGCAGAUGACCCAGGAGGCUGACGACGUGGACGCCACUGCCGAAACAGACGAGAAGGCAAACAAGCUCAUUGAGUUCCUGACAACCAGGGCAUUUGGUCCACUUUGGUGCCAUGAAGACAUCACACCCAAAAAUCAAAAUUCAAAGAGUGCUGAACAACUCACUAAUUUUCUACGUCACGUUGUCUCUGUAUUUAAAGAUUCCAAAUCAGGUUUCCAUCUGGAGCAGCACUUGAGUGAGGUGGCCCUGCAGACUGCCCUGGCGAGCUCCUCGAGGCACUACGCCGGGCGGUCCUUCCAGAUAUUUAGGGCCCUCAGACAGCCUCUGUCAGCCCAUGCCCUGUCUGACCUUCUCUCGAGGUUGGUGGAGGUGAUCGGAGAACAUGGAGAUGAGAUUCAGGGUUAUGUAAUGGAAGCACUCCUUACCUUGGAAGCUGCCGUGGAUAAUUUGUCAGACUGCUUAAAGAACAGUGAUCUCCUAACAGUUUUAUCUCGCUCAUCAUCACCGGAUUUAAGCUCCAGCACAAAACUAACAGCAAGUAGAAAGAGCACAGGACAACUAAAUGUGAACCCUGGAACUGCUGGUGGCAAUACAACUACUGCAGAACGUAGCCGGCAUCAGAGAAGCUUCUCUGUACCCAAGAAGUUUGGUGUUGUUGACCGAUCUUCAGACCCACCUCGAAGUGCUACACUGGACAGAAUUCAGGCUUGUACCCAACAAGGGCUCUCCCCAAAAACCAGAAGUUCAUCCUCCUUGAAGGACAGCCUCGCUGACCCAUCCCACAUAAACCACCCAACCAACCUGUUGGCCACCAUCUUCUGGGUCACAGUGGCCUUGAUGGAGUCUGAUUUUGAGUUUGAAUACCUAAUGGCCUUAAGGCUAUUGAAUAGACUGCUGGCACAUAUGCCACUCGACAAAGCUGAGAAUCGAGAAAAACUUGAGAAACUCCAGGCACAGCUCAAGUGGGCUGACUUCUCAGGGUUGCAGCAGCUGCUGCUGAAAGGAUUCACAUCCCUCACCACCACAGACCUUACUCUGCAACUUUUCAGUUUGCUGACACCAGUGUCCAAAGUAUCCAUGGUGGAUUCAUCCCAGGCUAUUGGGUUUCCACUGAAUGUCUUGUGUCUCCUGCCCCAACUGAUUCAGCAUUUUGAAAAUCCCAAUCAGUUCUGUAAGGAGAUAGCCGAAAGGAUUGCUCAGGUUUGCUUGGAAGAGAAGAACCCAAAACUCUCAAAUCUUGCACAUGUUAUGACUCUUUACAAAACACACAGCUAUACCAGGGACUGUGCCACCUGGGUCAACGUGGUCUGCCGCUAUCUUCAUGAAGCCUAUGCUGACAUCACCUUGAACGUUGUUACCUACCUGGCAGAGCUGCUGGAGAAGGGCCUCCCCAGCAUGCAGCACUGCCUCCUGCAGGAGAUCUACAGCCUGCUAAGCUACAUGGACCUUUCCGUCGUCCCCGUAAAGCAGUUUAACGUGGAAGUUCUGAAGACCAUUGAAAAAUACGUGCAGAGUGUUCACUGGAGAGAAGCCCUGAAUAUCUUGAAGCUGGUAGUUUCCCGGUCUGCCAGCCUGGUCUUGCCCUCCUACCAGCACAGUGAUCUUUCAAAAAUAGAAAUCCAUCGCGUAUGGACUAGUGCGUCUAAGGAAUUACCUGGAAAAACCCUGGACUUUCACUUUGAUAUUUCAGAGACGCCGCUCAUCGGGAGGCGGUACGAUGAGCUGCAGAAUUACCAGAAUUCCUCCGGGCGCGACGGGAAGCCCAGGGCCGUGGCCAUGACCCGAAGCGUGUCCUCGACUUCUUCAGGCUCCAACUCCAAUGUCCUUGUUCCCGUGAGCUGGAAAAGGCCUCAGUAUUCUCAGAAGAGGACAAAAGAGAAGUUGGUGCAUGUCCUUUCUCUGUGUGGCCAAGAAGUAGGACUAAGCAAAAACCCAUCGGUGAUUUUCUCGUCGUGUGGGGAUCUGGAUCUGCUCGAGCACCAGGCGAGUUUGGUGUCCUCCGAGGACGGCGCCCGGGAGCAGGAGAACAUAGAGGACACCAACAGUGAGCAGCAGUUCAGAGUCUUCAGAGACUUCGAUUUCCUGGACGUGGAGCUGGAAGAUGGAGAGGAACUUCAGGGCGAGAGCAUGGACAACUUCAACUGGGGGGUGCGCCGGCGCUCCCUGGACAGCCUCGACAAGUGCGACCUGCAGCUGCUGGAGGAGCGCCAGCUCUCGGGGAGCACCCCCAGCCUGAACAAACUGAACCCCGAGGACUCCGAUGAGUCAUCCGAGGAGGAGGACCUCACGGCCAGCCAGCUCCUGGAGCACUCGGACCUCAUGAUGGCGCUCUCCCCCUCUGACCGCACAGACCACAUGGACUCGCUCACGGCCACCUGCGCCCUCACCGGCGCCGACACGCAGCCCUUCAGCACGAGAACGACCAGCUUCGACGCGUCUCUGCCCGAGCUGAACGCUCUGCAGGUUGCCGAGAGUUCCAAGGCUGAAGCUGGAGGUGAGCAGGAAGACGAGCUUUCCGGCUCUGUCAACGAGCUCCCCGCCACGUUCGAGUGCAGCGACAGCCUCAGCCUGGAUACAACUGAGGCGGAAGAGAAAGGCGAUCCGGCCCUGGACCAGUUUACCCUUGCGAGCUCUGGGGACGGGGACCGGGGCGCGUCCCCACCGCCCUCGCCCUUCCUCUCGGCCAUCCUGGCGGCCUUUCAGCCCGCGGCCUGCGACGACGCCGAGGAGGCCUGGCGCAGCCACAUCAGCCAGCUCAUGUGCGACGCGGACGGCUCCUGCGCCGUCUACACCUUCCACGUCUUCUCCUCGCUGUUCAAGAAUAUUCAGAAAAGGUUCUGCUUCCUAACCUGUGAUGCCGCCAGCUACCUCGGAGACAACCUCCGGGGAAUCGGGUCCAAGUUCGUCAGCUCUUCCCAGAUGCUCACCUCCUGCUCGGAAUGCCCUACGCUUUUUGUGGAUGCCGAAACGCUCCUUUCUUGUGGACUUCUGGACAAGCUCAAGUUCAGUGUUUUGGAACUGCAAGAAUACUUGGAUACCUACAACAACAGAAAAGAGGCCACUCUCUCGUGGCUUGCAAAUUGUAAGGCAACAUUUGCAGGAGGAUCAAGAGAUGGAGUAAUUACCUGUCAGCCAGGGGACUCGGAAGAAAAGCAAAUGGAAUCUCUUGCACAACUGGAGCUGUGUCAGAGGUUGUACAAGCUCCACUUCCAGCUGCUGCUGCUUUUUCAGUCCUACUGCAAACUCAUCGGCCAGGUGCACGAAGCCAGCUCCGUGCCCGAGCUGCUGAAUAUGUCCAGGGAACUGAGUGACUUAAAGAAAAACCUGAAAGAGGCCACCGCAGCCAUCGCGGCUGACCCCCUGUGCCUGGAGGGCGCCUGGGCUGGGCCAGCCUUCCCCUCCACGGAGGCGGCCAUCCAGUCCCUGCUGGAGUGCCUGCGGAGCAACGAGCUCGGCAAAGCCCUGCAGCAGAUCAGGGAGUGCAGAAGCCUGUGGCCCAACGACAUCUUUGGGAGCAGUGCCGAUGACGAGGUGCAGACGCUCCUGAAUAUUUAUUUCCGCCACCAAAGCCUGGGGCAGACGGGCACGUACGCGCUGGUGGGCUCCAACCAGAGCCUGACGGAGAUCUGCGCCAGGCUGAUGGAGCUGAACAUGGAGAUCCGCGACAUGAUCCGUCGAGCUCAGAGCUACCGCGUCCUCACAGCUUUCCUCCCAGACUCCAGCGUGUCUGGCACCAGCCUCUGACAGCAGCCUCUGGGCCCCCGGGGGUUCCAGGCUGGGGGUGCUGCCGGGCCGGGCCCACGUCGUCUGGUGUCCUUUCUGUCUUCCGAGGGCUUGGUCAGACUGUUCUCCCUCUCGCUGCCUGCAGAACUUUCUCUGAAGAGGAGGGCAGAACCCCCACCGUGUAGCAAUACCACAACCACCCAGGUGGCCCAGGACACGCGAGGACAGGUGCCGUCCGUCGUGCUGAUGGGUGCCCGCUUUGCUGAGCAAAUGCAACGCACUGCUGAAGAAGCAGCACCCAUUGCGUACCAAAGCCAACCGUACCGAACGAUACCUUCCUUUCUAGAACCUGUUUUAGAUUGGCCAAAGUGCAAUGUUUUCUUCACGAAAAGAAUAUUUUGUAUUUGGGAACUUGUACAUUCUUUCCCUUUCUUUUUCCUCUUUUUCUUUUUUUAAUCCCCCGUAUUUUGGUGGGCUGAGAAAGGGGCAGGCAGAAUGAAGCUGGCCACUGAAAAUGGUAAGACGGUCAAAAGCUGACAGCCUGUGUAGGCAAAAAAGGAGUUGUGAAUGGAUUACAAGUUAAUGUACACUGUAAUUUGAGUACAAUUACUGUAUCUGAAAGGAGCUGCUAUGAAGUACUUCCUUGUGUUGCUAGGCUACUGUUCCUGGAGCCCCUGGGUCUCUUUGCAAGGGGUCUGUAGUAAGCCCCUAGUACCAGAAAUGGUCCAGAUAGACUUUUUUUUAAGGAUCUUGGCUGCUUUUUACCAGAAGGUUGCUUUUAUGAGCAUAUUUAUAUUAUCGAAGGAUGAGUGUUGAUUUUAAUUAACUUUGCCAUUUUGUAGGAGAAAAAGACAUUCAUGUAUAAAUUCCAAGCCUUGACCUGUCACGCAUGCAUAUUUUAAGAUCCUUUUGGAUUGCUGAAAGUAGAAUCAUAAAGGUAAGAUGUAAGUUCUCACUUUGUCGCUUAAGAAAUGUCAUAUUUGAUUUGUAAUAUAUAUGUAAAAGGCCAUUCUUAAGUUCUCUCCUUAAACCCAAUGCUGUCAAGUGUUAGAUGUGUGCAUGUGAACCUGUUGCACAUCAGAAAACUUAUUCAAAGUUUAUGUAACUUAUUCACUCUGUAAAUACAUUUAAAGGUUUUGUGACGUAACCUGGUUGAUAUUCUGUUCAGAACUUCUUUAGACUGAAAAAAAAAAGACAAAAUACUUAUUGAUCGUGGGUUUGAUUUCUGGUCAGUGAAGAUUUCACUUGGACACACGUUUACAGUUUGCACGAGGGUUGCCACAGUGACAGGCGGAGGGCACAGUUGGUGUGAGCUCUGCCGACGGCCGCUGGGCUGUGCCACACGAUGCCCUGGGAAGCAGGAGGUGCCUAUGAUCUCUUCAGAAGGGGGCACAAAGCAAAGACCAUCACCCUCAUCCGUUUCUCUCUGUAAUCAACCAAAGGGAAAAAUCAGGAGCGAGCGUGAGUACUAGUAUUCUGCAGCCUACCAUUAGCAUAGCCUCCUUAAAUGUUUAAAUAGAUGCUGUAAUGGGCAGGAAAAAGUAGGAGGAGUUUUAACUGUCACCAUAUCUGUCCAUUCUCCACCCCCAUAACAAGCAGCAACACGGAGACACAUAAUCUCAUUUACGCAGUGUCUUCCUGCUCGUAUUUUGCUUGGUCUAACAAAAAUAACUGCCUUUCCUUACAAACCACAGCUGGAUCACCAAGGAGCAGUUUUUCCAGGAGUAUCCUGGAGUCAGGAGUCUGGUCCUGGAAUUUUUUUUUUUUUUUUUAACGUUACCCUAGAUACAGCUGUUAAUUAUAACUAAUUUCCGGAUGCUGCUAUAAAGAUAUUCUGAAAUAUCUGAAAGAUCAUUUACUACAAUUUAUAGAAAACAACUGAAUCAUGAUCUCUCUGAGAAAUGCCUCUUUAAAUACAGGUUUCUGAACCACAACAGUCAACGAUCAGAGCGCAUCGUUGGCACUCAUGGUGGAAAGGAAUGUCAGCUCAUGACAGACUUUUCACCCACACCCUCUUGACCAGCAAAGAACCAACAUGAUUGUUUCCUCUUAACAGCAGAGGAUAUCAAUAGUACAUUGCAAUCUGGUAUAUCACACUGUGGUCAUAGGAAGUAGUGGAUUUUGGUUUUUGUUUUGUUUUGUUUUUUACUUUUUUCUUAAUGUAUUAAAAACUGAGAUUUAUUCAUGUGAA